Messenger RNA from Gasterosteus aculeatus aculeatus (three-spined stickleback), 1932 nucleotides. It is a transcript of the gene faim2b, whose product is annotated as Fas apoptotic inhibitory molecule 2b. Lineage: Eukaryota; Metazoa; Chordata; Actinopteri; Perciformes; Gasterosteidae. Gene Ontology annotation, biological process: negative regulation of apoptotic signaling pathway. Gene Ontology annotation, cellular component: membrane; Golgi apparatus; endoplasmic reticulum. The record is from RefSeq and is a predicted model, not a curated record.
UGUCCCGGUACACUGUUGAGAAGAAGACCUAAAGGACACCCCUGUUGAGCAAAGGCAGUGGUACGGUCCAGCUUCACGUCAAUGCUCGUGGACUACCUGGACAUUUCUGGAGCGACCUCACUAGUGACAGAAUAGGGGUGCCAUGGGAUCAGGGUUAGACAGGGAUUAUCCUCGUGGAGGCCUAUAAAGCUUCAGUGUAAUCCGGACACUGCAGACACAUUUAGAGCAACAACUAAUGUACAAGCAACCUUUUAUGGCCGCAGCUCGCAGUGCUUUGGACCACUCAAAAACAAGACAGGAAAACAAGACAGGAUUUGAAAGACAGGAAAACUAUUUUACUCGUCAACAGCAAAUUAAAAGGUCUAAAAGGGAAAGAAAUCAUGAAGAAGGUAAAGGUGUGUGAUGAUAAAGAGCCUCCGAGCUAUCAGGAGGCGACCGCAGGCUACGAGGAGAUGGAGGCCCAGUUUGUGUUUGACGACAAGAACAUCAGGCGGACCUUCAUCCGGAAGGUCUACUCCAUCCUCAUGGUUCAGCUGUUAGUGACAGUGGCCAUUGUUGCUCUCUUCACAUUUUGUGCACCCGUGAGGUUUUUUAUCCAGACCCACCCAGGCUUGUACAUGGCGUCUUAUCUGGUUUUCUUCGCCACCUACAUCGCACUGUCCUGCUGUGGAGAGCUGAGGAGGCAGUUUCCUUGGAAUAUCAUUUUGUUGGUUCUCUUUACUUUGAGCAUGGCCUCCAUGAUGGGAUUCGUGUCGAGCUUUUACAACACCAAAUCCGUGGUUCUGUGUCUGGGAAUCACAGCCGUGGUGUGUCUUUCUGUCACCAUCUUCAGCUUCCAGAGCAAAAUCGACGUCACUUCCUGUCAAGGCGUCCUGUUUUCUCUGUGCGUGGUCAUGCUUCUCUGUUCCAUCACCUUCUCCAUUGUCGUCCCCUUUGGAUAUGUUCCUUGGUUACAUGCCACUUAUGCUGUGCUAGGGGCCAUCAUGUUUACUCUGUUCCUAGCAUUCGACACCCAGCUGUUGUUGGGGAACAAGCGCUACUCUCUGAGUCCAGAGGAAUAUGUUUUUGCCACCCUCAGCCUCUACCUGGACAUCAUCUACCUGUUCAGCUUCCUGCUACAGAUCGUGGGAGGAGGGCGCGAGUGAAGCAAGAAUCCAUAGAUGAAACGUGUGUGAAAUCGUGUCCAUGCAUCCUGCUGCUUCUGUCUCUUUGUCCCGACGUGCACCUGCCCGAUACCUCACUUUAGUCCCUGUGCUCCGGCUGCUCAUGUGGUGUUUUAUUGCUCUGGGGUCUACUGUGACCACACCAUCCACCAUGAAACAGUCAUACGUAGACAGCACAUCAAAAAUGUUAUGAUCAGUUUGUACGUUUAUUCAUAAUUCAAAUAACAAAAGAAGCUGCACUUUUAAGUUGAGUUUGUUCAAUUAAGCGUUUUACAAGCUAUAUAGAGUAGUUUUUUACUCGCUUUUAAUGCACAUUAUUGUAGAUGACACGUUUGAAAAUGUACUGUGGGUGUCUAUUAUAUUUGAAGUCCUUUUUGCUAGCUUGGGGGAAACAUUGAGUGAAACCUUUAAGAUUUCAACUUAGACUUUCAAGAUGCAACACCAGCCACAAAGGGAGUGUGUGUGUGUGUGUGUAGAAUCAUAUUAUUAUUAUUAUAUCAAUUGCAAUUUCCAUUGUAACUUUAAUGUGGCCUUUGGGAUAUGAUAGAAAAUAAUUAUAUAUAGGGACCAGAAUACUUUGCAUGGUAAUAUGUUUUUCUAAGAACAACUAGCUCUUACCGCUGGAUUCUGCAAUUAAUAAAAUAUGUGACACCUGAAGAUAAAUAAAUGUGUGAGAUGAUGAAAGGUGGUGAAUAUGAUGAAAGGAUUUACAGAUCGUAAUUUUCUGUGGGUCAGGUAAGCAAUGUCAUAAAGAAAAACCUACUCUAUG